This is a messenger RNA of Pseudocercospora fijiensis CIRAD86, 2163 nucleotides long. RefSeq lists its product as uncharacterized. The transcript is spliced from 6 exons. Bases 1 to 2163 code for a protein of 720 amino acids. NCBI's taxonomy places the organism in Eukaryota, Fungi, Ascomycota, Dothideomycetes, Mycosphaerellales, Mycosphaerellaceae. The record is from RefSeq and is a predicted model, not a curated record.
AUGCUAGCCAAUGUUGCCAAUCCGAUCCUAUCCGAUAUUUACCCGGUAGAAAAAAGCUGUCCACCUCUGAUCAAUACUACUCUCGCACAUCCUCCUCACGCCAACGCACAGCUCUUCCCGAAUGCCGGUGUCAACGAAACUACUGUCGCGGUGUCAGAGGAAUGCCGGUCCCAAACGAUGGCCAUCUUGAACCUGCGGCCUCUCGAGACCUUCAGCCUCCGUCACUGCGCUGCGCCGAGGAGGUUGCACCAUGUUUCGCCAUAUGGAUCGGGACUGAAUUUGCAAGGCCUCACUCGAAGCCCUGGACGGCCUGCAAACAAAGACAUUCAUUGUACGAGACAAUGCCCCAACACCUUCGCAUCAACACCACCGCCACCGCGCAGACAUCCUCCGCCAAAGUACCGUGCAUACGCCAUACACACAUGUAGGCCCACCAGCGUCCGUUGGAGAUUCACUGCUGAGUUCCAUACGCUUUCUAGAAAAUCACAUCCUGGCGCAUUCAUCAUGAGGCCGAUCAUGAAUUUCAUGCGCAAUGCCGCCCAAAAACGUGUCAUGAACGCUAUGCGCAAGCUGGCGGCUGGCCAUAGAGUCCCGCACAUCAGCUGGCUCAUCUUCGCCAUCACAUUCUGGUUCUUCGGCACAUCAGACAACUCCAGGCUGGCCAUAUUCGCCAACAUCGUCUGCAUGCUCUGCAUCUUCUACAUGUUGCUGCUGAUCGUCUGCUCCCUUCUCUUUUUCCGCGGACAUUCUGCGAGCUACCAGGCCCGACACCGCACAUCCCUACAUCUCGUCAUCAGCGGAGCCCUGACCGCCAUAGGCUGUUCGCUUACGUUGGUCAUUCUGAUCGCCAUCCUCUCUCCAGGACCAGGCCUGCCCGGAAGUUCGCACUUCGUCAAGGAUUGGAACCAGUUCCUGAACGACACCGCCACUGUGAGAGACUACUCAGGCGCGGAGCUUCCGAACAUCUACAAUCAUGCAGCGACAGGCGCAUACAAAGGUCUUGUUGCAGCAUGCAGGCUUCGACCAGGCAUGACCGAAAUGAUUGAGUGGCCCUGGGAUUCGGUCUCCAGGAUCCAUCCGAAGUUUGAGCUGGACAAGACUCGGACAGAAUGGGGCUGCUGGAAGCCGGCAGAGAACGAGAGCAUUCACGACUCCCAUCUAGGCUCCGACUUCGACGAGGAAGAAGGACGCUUUCGCCGGAAAGCCGUUGACUUUGCGGUACACAUGACCGGGUUCACGAAAGCUGUCAAGAAUGUCGAAGACAGUAUCAACAAGACCAUUUCCGUACUUCUCAGCCACGGCGUCUACACUGCUUUGAACUCUGUGCGCCACAAUCUCGGUUCUCAUAUCACCCACAGCGGCGAACCAGCUUCCACGUACUUGUGGAAAUAUCGCCUCGUAGCGUUCUACUCCCCCGUCAUUCAGCACACCCCAUGGUCCGAACUGAAUUGGCGCUUCCGUCUGCGGAUCCAAAUCAGCACUAUCACUCGUCCAGUGUUCUCCAUCCUGCGAGCUAUGUUCUUCUCAUCUCCCACCUUGGAAGAAGAGUUGUACAACGCACUCGGCGAUCAAUACUUCGAUUCCAAUUACUACACGAAACGCACCGACCUCACCUUCCACUUCAAGCAAAUCGAACACUUCCGGGAUGCGGCCACAGGUGAUUACAAUGAAUUGAUGUCCCUAUCCUUUGCGAAAAUCCAUCGACGCCAUCCAGACUUCGCAGGCCAGUUUUCGGCAGUGCGACGUCUCCUCAAAGAACCUGGUACGGAAGAAGGUUCGCAUUACGAAAACUUCCAGAACCUGAAGACAGCAGCCAUGGCGGGUGAUUCCAGUGGUGUCACGGAUGUAGCUCCUUUCCAGGACGUUGCCCUCACGGAAUGGUGGAAGCCAGUUCUGGAAAAGAUGAUUCGUGUCAACAUUCUGCAGAGAAUCGACCAGUUCGGGAAAGGUGUUGAGCAGUUGCGGAGAGAGGGAAGGACUCUUUCAGCAGAGGAUAUUAAGGGCUUGUUGCUGGAGGGAAGUCAGGAGUUUCUAUUGUUGCCGGACCUACUGCCUGACGAUGAGGAGCCUCCUACUCACUCCACUGGUUCACGAUACGCCAUUCCGAUCAUACUCAUGCUGGCAUUCUCCGGCUACUAUGUGUGCGCACUGCCGAGCGCUUGA